Messenger RNA from Didymodactylos carnosus, 609 nucleotides. NCBI's taxonomy places the organism in Eukaryota, Metazoa, Rotifera, Eurotatoria, Philodinida, Philodinidae. The record is from the annotation of a GenBank genome assembly.
AUGGAAUAUCGCUUUGGAACUAGACGAGUGUUGAAAGAGGAUGGUUCAUCGUGCUCGAUGAAAUAUUUGAAUGUGGGUGAUCGAAUAUUAGUAUCGUCGUAUUCAUCGGAUAACAAGUUAAUCACUAAAUACAGCACCGUAUUAGCGAUUGAUGUUUACCAAUAUUUUGAUUUAAAGUCGCCCGUUGAAUAUUUAGAAAUACAUACGUCUCUUACUAAUCUGCAGCCAUUACAUAUAACUGCCGCUCAUUCUCUUCUGGUCAAAAAACAAAACUCUACAGGAGAAAAAUAUUUAUUUGCUCGGGAGAUUCAUUCAGGAGAUUCAAUUUAUCUGGUGAACAAAGAAAAUAUGGUAGAAGAAGUACAUGUCACAGAAGUGAAACAAACAACAUCCUAUGAUGCUUAUGUGCCAUUAACGUAUGAAGGAACAUUAGUUGUCAAUCAGGCAUUAGUUUCCUGUUAUGGUACAGUUACGCAUAACGUCGGUCAUUUAAUAAAAGCACCAAGACGAUGGUGGUACAAAGUGAUCUAUGAUCUAUUAGAUUCUAAUAAACGAGAUAUGUCCAGUAGCAUAUUACAUAUGCUAGAAAACAUACUUCUAAGUGUUUGA